AAGGUGAGUCGGUCAGCCCAACAUGGCGGCACCGAGAAGCAGUCGGGAGCGGUCGGUGGAGGAGAGUGGCUCGGAGUCGGCGGAUGAGGAGUGUGUGGGGCCGCUGCCCUCGCUGGCUGUACCUGCUAAGAGGAGGAAAGUUCUUGACUUUGAACAUGUGUAUCUGGACAACCUACCCAGUGCUUCAAUGUAUGAGCGUAGCUACAUGCACAGAGACAUAAUAACACACAUAAUCUGCACCCGGACAGAUUUCGUCAUAACUGCCAGUCAGGAUGGACAUGUCAAGUUCUGGAAGAAGAAGUGCGAUGAAGGAAUAGAGUUUGUUAAGCAUUUUCGCAGUCACUUAGGAGUUAUUGAAUCAGUUGGUGUUAGUGCGGAAGGAGCUCUAUUCUGUUCUGUUGGUGAUGACCAAGCGAUGAAGAUUUUUGAUGUUGUGAACUUUGAUAUGAUUAACAUGCUUAAAUUAGGGUACCAUCCCGGUAAAUGUGGGUGGAUUUACUCACCUGGAGAUGCUGUAUCUGCUGUGGCAUGUUCUGAAAAAAUUACUGGAAAAAUCUUUGUAUAUGAUGCCAGAGGAAGUAACCAGCCGCUACAUGUAUUUGAAAAGCUACAUAGCUGUUCUCUCACUGAGAUUAACUUAAAUUCUGUCUACAAGGUUGUAGUAUCGACUGACAAAUCAGGAAUGUUGGAAUACUGGACUGGGCCACCCACUGAGUACAGGUUCCCCAAAAAUGUGGAGUGGGAAUACAAAACCGAUACAGACUUGUAUGAAUUUGCAAAAUGUAAAUCAUACCCAAUAAGUAUCACAUUUUCCCCUGAUGGGAAAAAAAUGGCUACUGUUGGUUCUGAUCGCAAAGUACGGAUUUUCAGGUUUUUGACUGGAAAACUCAUGAGAGUGUUUGAUGAAUCCCUUACAAUGUUUACAGAGCUACAACAGAUGAGACCACAGCUUCCUGAUAUGGAGUUUGGCCGACGCAUGGCAGUUGAAAGAGAACUGGAAAAAGUGGAUGGAAUGAGGCUAACAAAUAUUAUUUUUGAUGAAACUGGACAUUUUGUACUUUAUGGAACAAUGCUGGGAAUCAAAGUAAUAAAUGUAGAAACAAACAGGUGUAUACGCAUAUUGGGUAAACAAGAAAAUAUCCGAGUGGUGCAAAUGGCCUUGUUCCAAGGAGCAGCUAAACAGUCACAGGUUGUAAUGACUAUGGAAAUGAAAGCUUCUGACAACCCUGUGCUACAAAAUGUUCAACAUGACCCAACAGUGUUCUGUACUGCUUUUAAAAAGAAUCGAUUUUAUAUGUUUACAAAGCGGGAACCAGAGGAUACAAAGAGUGCUGAGUCUGAUCGAGAUGUCUUCAAUGAGAAACCCUCUAAGGAAGAGGUGAUGGCUGCCACACAAGCAGAUGGUCCCAAGCGUGUAUCAGACAGUGCAAUUAUUCACACAGCUAUGGGAGAUGUACACGUUAAGCUCUUCCCCGUUGAGUGUCCAAAAACUGUUGAAAAUUUCUGUGUGCACAGCAGAAAUGGAUAUUACAAUGGGCAUAUCUUUCACCGUAUUAUUAAGGGUUUCAUGAUUCAAACUGGAGAUCCAACUGGCACAGGAAUGGGUGGAGAAAGUAUUUGGGGGGGAGAAUUUGAAGACGAAUUUCACCCAACAUUGAGACAUGAUCGACCAUAUACACUCAGUAUGGCCAAUGCAGGUGCAAAUAGUAAUGGAUCCCAGUUCUUCGUAACUGUUGUACCUACACCGUGGCUUGACAACAAACAUACUGUUUUUGGCCGUGUGACAAAAGGAAUGGAAGUGGUUCAGAGGAUUGCCAAUGUGAAGUGUAACCCCAAAACAGACAAGCCUUAUGAAGACAUUAGUAUUAUCAAUAUUACUGUAAAAUAAUAUUAGCAACAGAUUUCAUUUUGUGAAAGUAAUUUUAUAAGUUUUUAAUUUUUUUUACACAAGGUAUGGUUGGUUGUUUCAAUGUUUACCCAUAUCAUG
Messenger RNA from Hemiscyllium ocellatum (epaulette shark), 1987 nucleotides. It is a transcript of the gene ppwd1, whose product is annotated as peptidylprolyl isomerase domain and WD repeat containing 1. Lineage: Eukaryota; Metazoa; Chordata; Chondrichthyes; Orectolobiformes; Hemiscylliidae. The record is from RefSeq and is a predicted model, not a curated record. The coding region runs from base 23 to 1888 and encodes 621 amino acids. The transcript is spliced from 11 exons. Gene Ontology annotation, molecular function: peptidyl-prolyl cis-trans isomerase activity; protein binding. Gene Ontology annotation, biological process: protein peptidyl-prolyl isomerization.